CCUUAAGGGGCGUGUGCGCGCUCCCGAGACACCAGGAAAUAUGGCGGCGCUCAUGACGCUCAGUCAGCUAUCGGGUGGAAACCCAGCCUAUGACAACUAUUACAGACAGCUGGAUCCUGGGAACACAGGCAGGAUAUCAGCCGUAGACUCAGCUCAGUUCCUCAAGACGUCAGGGCUGUCCGGCAGUACAUUAGGGAAGAUUUGGGAUUUGGCCGAUUCAGAAAGAAAAGGAUAUCUGGAUAAGCGGGGUUUCUUCAUAGCUUUAAGACUGGUGGCCUCAGCACAGGGUGGAAAUGACAUCAGCCUUAACAACCUCAACCAAUUCUUAGCUGCUCCUAAAUUUAAAGACAGCAACAGCCCAUUAUUGAGUGCUCCAACGACAGCGCCUGACUCACAGUGGGCAAUAAGGCCUGAGGAAAAAGGGAAGUUUGAAGGCAUUUUUGAGAGUCUGUCUCCUGUGAAGGGUCUCCUCUCUGGGGAUAAAGUCAAGCCAGUUUUGAUAAACUCCAAGCUACCUCUGGAUGUGUUAGGAAAGAUUUGGGACCUAAGUGAUGUAGGUAAAGAUGGGCUUUUGGACAAAGAUGAGUUCACAGUGGCCAUGCAUCUGGUGUAUAGAGCCAUGGAGAAGGAGCCUGUCCCAGCAAGCCUACCCGCUUCCCUCAUCCCCCCUUCUAAAAGGAAGAAGUCUGCUGGUGCACUGCCCGGUGCUGUGGCUGUGCUGCCCAUUCUGUCUGGCCUUACAUCUGGCCCAGCUCCUCUCAAGGACACCUUGCGAAGUACUCCUCCUCUGAGCAGCUCUACUCCCCUCAGCAUCAGUGCUGUCAACCUCUCUCCAAAACACUCUUUCAAAUCCAGCACACAGCCAGCGGUGAACUGGGUGGUACCGGUGGCCGACAGGGAGAGAUAUAAAGACAUUUUCAAGCAAACAGACUCAGACGGUGACGGCCUGGUCACUGGCACUGAAGUGAUAGAGAUCUUUAUGCAGUCCAGUCUUUCCCAGACGAUGUUGGCGCAGAUUUGGGGAUUGGCCGACACUAAACAGACGGGAAAGCUGACCCAAGAGCAGUUCUCUCUGGCCAUGUAUCUGAUUCAGCAGAAGGUCACUAAAGGUGUAGACCCUCCCUCCAGUCUCACCCCGGACAUGAUUCCCCCCUCAGAAAGGACUGGAACAGCAGCAACGGGUUCUAGCUAUGGGGGGCUUUUGUCCUCUGUGAGACCUGAACCUGCUCCACUUGUCAAUAUGCGCAGAGACAGCACCAGCUCCACAGGGUCGGCCGAGCUGACAGGCAUCAAAGAGCUGGAUGACCUCAGUCAGGAAAUAGCUCAGCUGCAGAGAGAGAAAUUCAUCCUGGAGCAAGAGAUCAGGGAAAAGGAGGAUGCCAUCAAGCAGCAAAGCAGUGAAGUUCAGGAUAUGCAGAAUGACUUGGACAGGGAAGGCAGCAACCUGCAGGACCUGGAGUCCCAAAAGCAGGAUGCCCGGGAACGUCUGGAGGAGAUGGACCAGCAGCGCUCCAAGCUGGAAGGGAUGCUCAACGACAUCAAGAUUAAGUGCCAGGAUGAAUCUCAAAUGAUAUCAUCCCUGCAGAGCCAGAUCCGCUCUCAGGAGACCGACCUCCAGAGCCAGGAGGAUGAAAUGAGCCGCACCAAGGCAGACCUGAGCCGGCUGCAGGACGAGGAGGCCCAGCUGGAGCAGAGCUUGCUCUCUGGUCAGGUCCAGCUGGACAGCAUCGUUAAGUCGCUGAAAACCACCCAGGAAGAGAUCAAUCAGGCUCGCAGCAAGUUGUCACUGAUCCAGGAUAACCAAAAGGAGGUUACCAAGACCAUUGAGCAGUACAACGGCUCUUUGAGCGACAUCAAUGGAGGAAACUUCAGCAACCUGCCGGACUUGAGUGGAGGUUUUGCAGAGAAGGAGAACGGAGGUUUCAGGGGCACGGAUGAUUCUUUCAAGUCAAAGAUCGCCAUGUUCAACAACAGCAGUGCUAAGGAAGCCCCAGCCGACCCCUUCCAGACAGAAGACCCCUUUAAGUCUGACCCCUUCAAAGAUCCAUUUGGAGACCCUUUUAAAGAAAGUGAUCCCUUUAAAGGCACCUCAUCUGAAGAUUUCUUUAAGAGGACGGAUAAGUCGGACAUGUUCGGAUCCUCAGAACCCUUUGGAAGAAAACCCUCACUGCCAGCCAAGCCAAGUGCCUUCAGCGGCGGUGAUCGCUUCACAUCAAACAGCCCAAAGCCGAACGAUUCAGAUGUGUUUGGGAAAGUGGACCCCUUUCGAAGCCAGUCGUUUGCAGGCAAAGGAGGUGGUUUUGCUGACUUUAGUCACAUGUCAAAGAAAGCAGACAAUCCUGUGCUCCCAUCAAAGAAAAGUGUGCCUAACCGACCUGCGCCUCCCUAUGUGGGUGUGCUCAGUUCGGGUGCGUCGCAGCCGUCCCAGAGUGUGUGCUCCGCAGCAGACAGUAAAGACUCUAAUGUUACGGCAGACUCGAGUAAAACAUCCAAAGACUGUCCUGUGGCUUUUGCACAUUUUGACUCUGAUCUGAACAUGUCAAGUUUGGAAAUGAGAACCAGCAGCUGGAAUGGGCCAAGCGGGAGAGCGAGCGUGAGGAGCAGGACAGGCGGAGCAGGCUUCGGCUCCAGGAGCAGCAGGACCUGGAGCUCGCCAUCGCCCUCAGCAGGGCCGACAUGCCCAGCGCCUGACCAAGCACGCCCCACCGCAGCUCUUCAGUCCUCUUCCUUUUGCCUUAUAGUCCUCCGUCCUCUGGUGCAUGACAACAGCACCAACACUGGCCCGACAUGACUAGCAGCCCCUGUUAUCAAUUUGUGCAAGACACCAGUGUUUCCCCCACCGUCAAAUGACUCUGCAUUUAGCCACCGGUUAAGGUUCAUUGCUCCCAAACUACAUGGCAACUAUAAUCAGGGACAAUACGGAGCCACUUGAUUUAAGCCUGACUUCAUCCUGCAAGACCAUAGCGAUUUAACGAAACCCAAACCAGAAGGCUUCUCGACUACAACCUAAAUCUAGCUCCAUAUCUCGUCAUGGUUAAUCACCCUGCCUUAACCAAAAGCCUGUAUGUUGCAAAAAAAAAAAGAAAUCUAAAGACAAUUUUAACAUUUUAAUUGUGAACGAAAGCAAUGACUCUGUUGAGUAUGAAGUACUUGUAAAGUUCACUGUAUAAACUGUUUUAUAUAACCUUUAAUUACUCCGAAAAAGUCAUAUUGAAAGUCAAACCAUACAAGCCAAGAACUCUGAUGGCCUGAGUUUGUGCUAGA
Messenger RNA from Paralichthys olivaceus (Japanese flounder), 3264 nucleotides. Its product is annotated as epidermal growth factor receptor substrate 15-like 1. Lineage: Eukaryota; Metazoa; Chordata; Actinopteri; Pleuronectiformes; Paralichthyidae. Gene Ontology annotation, biological process: endosomal transport; endocytosis. The record is from RefSeq and is a predicted model, not a curated record. Gene Ontology annotation, molecular function: calcium ion binding; cadherin binding. Gene Ontology annotation, cellular component: plasma membrane; cytoplasm; clathrin coat of coated pit.